Molecule: messenger RNA, 7265 nt
Organism: Drosophila eugracilis
Lineage: Eukaryota; Metazoa; Arthropoda; Insecta; Diptera; Drosophilidae
Gene: gprs
Product: serine-enriched protein
Exons: 9
Coding region: 1066-4974 (1302 amino acids)
Molecular function (GO): protein binding
Source: RefSeq, a predicted model, not a curated record
GCCUCGUGCAAAACGGUUCAUUUCUCGUCCAGCUAACGCUUCUGCUUUCUGUGUGGGUGGUUGUGAGUGUGCGUGCUGGCCAAAUGUCUGAGUAGAGAAAAAAACAUAGUUAUUGGCCAUAAAGCUUUUAGCACACAGCACUUGUUGUUUUUUGCGAAUAGAAAAUUUUUGUAGCAAAACGAUUUUUCGCACUUGUCGCGGAGUUUUGUGUAAGGAGUGCAAGGACGAGUGAUUGUGUUCAGUGUCGCUUCUGUUGCCUUGGUUGCCUCACCAGCACACACGCACACACAAAGCAUACAAGCUCACUUCAUCACACAUACACACACUCACACUCACAUUACCAUCCUUGGAGAAAAGUGAAAGUGAGACGCCCCAGCGACCCGGAAAUCGGACAGCUCGGUAUUUUUCGCAUUUGGCGCACAACUUGGCUGGAAAAAAGUUAGUGGAAAACCCCCAGCUGCGAAAGUUUCAACAAAUUUUCCACACGUUAACCGAAAUCCAAUCAAAUUUUACCCCCCCCCUAAGUCCACAUCUUCUAUCUCCUUCUCAACUUUCUCUUUUACUCUCUCUUUUUGAUUUAUGCGUGGCACAUACAACAUUUUCUUACUUUUUUUCAUUUUCAUUUUUCUUUUUUUUUUUUGUUUUUUGGCACACACUUAUACACAGCACAAUUUUGGUAUCCAACACCCCUCCGCCCACAAACCCUUUUUAACCUUCAAUUUUUUAGCAUGCUGUAAAUUGUACCGAAAAACACGAGAGUUUUUAUUCAAUUUUACCAAAUCACUUUUUUGUAAAUAUGUAUUGUUUUAAAUAUUGUCUUGGCGCAAUGGUUUUUGUAUACGAUUUUUCCUACUUUGCUCACCUUUUUUUGGAAUUGCAGUCGAAAUGAUUUAAUAUUAAGUUAGCAAACGGAUUUCAGCAAUCCGUUGCUGAAAACAUUAAUAAACUAAAAAAAAAAAGAAAGAUGUAUGUGUAAAAUAAGAAGAAGACGUUUAAUAUAAAAGAAAGAAAAUAUCUGAGGGAGAGGGGCCAGAAAUCGAAUUCACACUGCAACAGUAAACCCAGAUGCCCGAGGCAUUGAUUCUACCCGGCAUGGCUGACGCAGAGCCGGACCUCUCGACGUUCGAGAACAAGACGGGCCUGGCGGAGGACAUGAAGUUCCUGGCCUCUAUGCCCGAGCUGUGUGACGUAACGUUCCUGGUGGGGGACACCCGUGAGCCCGUCUGCGCCGUAAAGGCUGUUCUGGCAUCCCGUUCCCGGGUGUUUGCCAAGAUGCUCUAUGCUGCCCCCUCGCCGCAGCGGAAAAGGGAGACCUCCACCAAAGAGAACAAGCUGCGCCUCUUCCUGAAACGCUCUUCGGAGCCCCUGCUCAAUUUGCAGAAUGCCGCACAACAGAGAACCGGUUUCACCCAACAAUUAGCUCCGAUACCCGAGCCCUCAGGUCAGCAGCAUCAGACACUGAUCAUUGAGGAGUUCGAACCGGAUGUGUUCCGCCAACUGAUCGAGUAUAUCCACACGGGCUGUGUCACCCUGCAGCCUCGGACUCUGCUGGGUGUCAUGAAUGCUGCUGAUUAUUAUGGCCUUGAGGAACUGCGUCGCGCCUGUGCAGGAUUUGUGCAGUGCUGCAUCAAUGUGGACACUGUUUGCGCCCUUUUGGCCUCCGCAGAGCGUUAUAUCCAGUACAAGUGCACGAAGACCUUGGUGCAAAAGGUUUUGGAGUUUGUAGAUGAACAUGGAACUGAGGUCCUCAACCUGGGCAGCUUCACCCUGCUGCCACAGCAUGUGGUUCGCCUGAUUUUGGCCAGGGAGGAGCUGCGCGCCGAUGAGUUCACAAAGUUCCAGGCGGCACUGAUGUGGAGCAAGAAGUAUUACGAUAACAAUCCGAACAUUGACAUUAAGGAGAUUCUGGGGACAUUCUGCGAGUACAUCCAGUUCCACAAGAUUCCUGCUAAUGUGCUGAUGCGGGAAAUCCAUCCGCUGAAUCUCGUUCCAUAUGCGAUCAUCAUGAACGCUUUGGCUUACCAGGCAGACCCAGAAAGCAUCGACCCCGGAAAGCUGUCUCCCAACUCUAGCCGACAGCACCAUCGCCACCGUCACCACCACCAGUCGUUGCCCAAGAUCCGAAAGGCCAAAUCGCAGUCCUUCCGCACGCGACGCAGUCCCUCGGAACGGCGGAGUCCUAAUAAUGCCCCAAAUCUCACCCUGAAUACCUCGCUGUCCUCCGGCAAUGGCGAGAAGAAGCGCAGCCCCUUGACACCGAAGAGUCCGGUAAUGCCAGUUCCAGAGUCUAAAAGUCCGGGCAGCAGUUCCCAGAAGACGCCCACGUCGCUAUCACGCCAGGGAACUUUGCGUGCCUCGAAUCGACGAAAGAACAGUGGACAGCUUUCCAUAUCUCUGGGUAACCAAGGUCGGCGUAGUCCUGUGGGUCUCAACGAUCGCAGUCCACAAGGACGUCGAAGUCCGCUCUUCCCAGGCAGUGGAUUGAGGUCACCAAAUGAUCCGAUGACCAGUCCCACACUUAGAAGUCCCACUGGAGAGCCUCGGAGAAGUAGUCCCACAUUCAGUGUGCACACACAGGAACGCCGUUCGCCAUUGGGUGCAGUGGCUCCCACAGAUUUCGGUUGCCAAUUUGGAUUACCUAGCACUCGCAGAAGUCCCACAUCGACAGUUCAUGUCCAGGACAUGGCGACUGAGCCGGAAGAGGCAGGAUUCGUUGGUCUUAAGCGGCCAUCGAUCAGCCUCUUCACACCCAUAUAUUUUGCCAGCGAGAAACGCUCUCCAAUGGGUCCGAUACCACCAAUAACAGUCUCUAAUCCCGCCGAGACUUACAAAAGCGCAGAACGCGAAAGAGAGGCGGCUGAGGCAGCUGCCCGGGAAAAGGAGAAGGAGAAGGAAAAGGAGGCAGCCCAGCCGCAGGAGAAGAAGAGUGUGAUGCGUGAGAUUCUGGCCUUUGUGAGGAAACCAUCGAAACAUCUAAGUAGCCGAACCAACCGAUUUGCCAAUGCCUUUACGCGAGCGGAAUCCGGUUCUUCCGGUGGUCCCUUGAUCCGGCAGAGUACAUUCUCAGCCAGUCCAGCGGCUUCUUCAACAGCUGCCAAGAGUGCUGUUCAAAAGCAAAUGUCCGAGGUGGGCUUUGAGCCGAAGAUAUCCCAGAAGUUCACCCACUACGCCAAGAUGUCUCUGAGGCUAAGGAGAUCGACGAAACGCGACGACGACGAGAAGGAGAAACAAAAGCAGAGUUCAGCCUCCGGAUCCAAGAGACCCAGUGCGGAUCUGAGUCAGGUCAACACGGAGCAACAGGUAGGUGGAGCAUCGGACGAACUGCCCUUCGAGCUGGCCAAUGUCCACUUCGAGAAGGUAGGUGAGUCCUAUAUCAAGCAUGAGAGACUCCGUGAAUUGCAAGAACCCGAGGCCGAGAAGGAGGAGGACACCGAAAAGGAAGCGGAAGCCGAAACGGAGGUGGAACAAACCGAUGCAGCCAUGGCCCAGUUCGUUGAAGAGGUCACCAAUUCGCUAAAAGUAGUCGCACUCAACGGAGAGGGCGGGGCUGCUGCAGUGCAUCAUUUUACCCGACGAUCGGAGAGCCGGGAACCCAUUGAGCCGCGUAUUAGCGAGGAAAGAGAAUCAGAUUCCAAUGAUUUAAUGAUACCCGAUGAAAUGCGCGCAGAACUGGUAGAGAUCUUGAAGGCCUACGCCCCAGAACCAAUUUAUGUGAAUCUGCAGGCACUGCGGCGGGAGACCGAAGAUGGGGAUCUGGCCAUCGCCCAAGCUGAAGCCGCAGCUUUGGCGGCGUCUGAGCCCGUUAAGAAGCCGCUGCAGUGUCCUACCAUCGAGUUUGAGCCGCCGUCACGACGCUCCUCCUUCGAUCCACCGCGUUCCCCAUUUCUCGAACAGCUUCGCAGUCCCGGAGUGGACACGGAAACUGAUCUGAUUAAUCUCCAACGUCUGGAUUCCGGGGGCGAUAGCUUUGAGCUAGUGGAGAGCAAAUGGAGCAAGUCCAGUCGCGGGGAAUCUAGUUUCGAUUGUCCUUAUUCCUCCAGAGACACCAGCUUUGAUGUUUCCAUUUCGAGGUAUCAGUCCACUAGCUAUGACGAUCAGACCUCUAGCUUUGAGAUCGUAGAUACCGAUGAGAAAGGUCAGGGCAGAAGACCCGUGGACUUAAGAAAAAGCUCCAUUGAGCUGGUUGAUGCGGAGACCUUUCAAAGAUCAGGUUCCUCCUGUGGUGGUCGCAAGUCCUCGCUGGAGACUCACUUUGAUUACACGCCCACCGAGGGCGGAGGUCGUUCGCCCAGCCUUCCAUUUCCGGCGAUGAGCAAGAAACAGCGCACGGAGAACUUCCGCCAGCUGCAUGUCUCCCAGUUUAGUGCCUUCUCCCGGGCACGUAGUCCGUUGUCCCAGCAGACCUCCUCGAACUAUAGCUCCAGGGAUAGCUACGAUUCCAGUGGCUCCUAUCCCCAUGGCUAUGGCUAUCCCCCGGAACCCCAGAGGAGUCCAUAUGGUGACCCGAGUCGCAAACAUUUUCCCCUAACAGUCCGACAAAAGGGCGAGGAGGAGCGGGAAGUACGCACAUUCCUUUGCACGGAUCAAAGAUGUGCCUCGAUCUUCGAGCCGCGCCCCAGUUCCGUGCUAACCCAGCAGUUGUCCACCGGGUCCAUGUCCACGCCAUCGGGCUAUACAAAUGGUACACCCAGAGUUCCAGGCGCUGCUGCGGUUGGACCAGUUCCCCUGCCUCAUCCCGUGGGACCGCUCUCCUCUUGCGGCUUCUCCAGCGGCAGUGAAUUCGAGCCACCGUCUCCUCGACGGGCGGCCAGCGCCUCGCCCAAGCACACCUUCACAUUCCGCAUUGUAAUGAAGAAGGUGGACAGUUCACCAGAGGCGUUGUGCCCAGAAAGACAUCGCUCGAGGAUUAUAGAUCGUUACAGAAGGCGCGACAGUCGCAGGAAGCGCAUCCAUGAUGCGGGAAAAAGCUUCUAAUGGGGGAAGUAGGGAAUGGAAUGUGGGUGGCAACCAGUGAUGGGAAUGGUAAUUUAGAUAGGAAACAUAACCACGAAGGGCAAUAUAGUUAAAUAUAAAUCAAAAUAUUUGUCGAUCCACAGAAAGUUGAUUAAAUUUAAUUCCAAAAGUUAGUUUUAACAAUAACUGCCUUUUAUGUCCCCACAAGGGAUAUUAUAAUAAUAUUCCAAAAAUAUGCAAUAAUCACAACCGUAAUUAAAAACAUUAAAUCAAAUCAAAAGCUGGGUAUUUAAAGCCGAAAACCUUUAAAUCUAAUAGCAUAUUGCUAGGGAAGCAAACUAAACCCAUUAAGAAGCCUUUCAAUGUUCAAUAUACAUAAGAUAAACAUAACUUAUAAAAUCCGAAUUAAAACUUAAAUCUAAAUGAUUGAAUUUCAAGUACCUGUAAUGUAUGCUUAUAUACGAAAAGUCAUAAAAUACCAUGAUUUGUCGGUUAUAGGAAUAAUGAAUUUCAUUUUUAGCUAGCUCCCAACUUCCCAUCACUGGUAACAAACAAGUUGAACCUCAAAAUACUAGAAACAUUCGCGGCAAUCUCUUGAUAUCUCUACGAUACGCAUAUAUUUUUGACAAUCUCAGUGUUGAAUCUAUAUAUAUAUAUAGGACCUCUUAUAAUCGUAAUCUUCUAGGAUUAAGAACGACACCGAACUACAGGCAAUUCGGUAAUCAAACUUUAUAAAAUGGUUCUGGUUUUUAGGCCGUUUCAAAAGCUCUACCAAAAGCAUGAACUUCGGCCCACCGAAGUCAGUCGAUCCAGUUAAUCCCGCCUUAUCGGGUAUAUCUGGUACUUAUGAUCUCUGCUGAUUUUGUGAAGCAAACACUCAUUAGAUCCAUGGUUGGUUAUAACCAAAACCAAUGGCAGCUAGGCAGCUAAACUUAGAUUAUAUCAAAUGUACAUUCUAAAUAAUUAACAAACUUAUGCGCAACAAUAAUUCCUCCCACGAUUUACCUGACUACUAUUUAAACAAACAAUAGAUCAAAAGUUUAUAUGUAUACAUGUGCAUAAGAGUUCACACUUCGAUGUUGUAAUUAAUGUGUAAUUAAAUGUGGAAACCGAAAUCAGAAACAGAAAUCAGAAAGAGAUAAUAUUCUAAGUAUUUGUGCAUUUUUACGUGGUUCCUGUUAUAUAGCUAUAAUUAUAUGCGUUAUCAAACGCGAGUAUUACAAAUUUUUGAUGGCAUAAUAUAAUCGAUAUACAUUACAUAUAUGAUUCUAAAAUAACCUAAGGAUUAUUACAAAUUUAAAUCUAACCGAACUGCGCUGCUAUUGCAAGAGGUCAGAAAAGUUUUUCUAGUUCACAUCCUAAGACUAAGAUCAGAGCAAAAUGAUGCGCAUAUCAUCUGGUAUGCGCAUGUUUGUAUAUUAAAGCUGGAUUUGGGGCCGUACUUAAAUCUAAAUAAAAAUUUAGGAAAAAAGAGGAAUCAACUUUAAAAAGAAUAAAGAAAGUUAGAGGUGGAUAAAAAUUGUAUUACCAAAUUAAUAUUUAUUGUUAAACUCUGAGCAAGAUUUUUGGACUCUGUGUUUGUUAGUUAAAAAAUUAAACCCUCUAUGUAAAAUUCUAAAUUUAAGAAUGGAUUAUCUACAGAAUCAUAAUUUACAAAGUAUAUACAUCGUAUGUAAUAUUGUAAGAGAUAAAUGAUACGUUGGCUUUUUAGCAAAUUACUCGUAAGAAGAAAGAUAUCAGCAUUUUACAGGUAAUUACGCUUCAUGAGCAUUUAAUUCCAUCUGAAUGGUAACUAAACGUAAUGAUAACCACACAUCAAUUGCCACCAGCCGACAUCUUGGAUCUGGGAGAAUCCAUCGAUCCAGAUACUCAAGAUUCUACACUCGUAACUAAUCGGAAUGCCAGUAGUAGAAACGUUGAUAUUUUGAUUUGUAGUUGCUUGUUUUGAAAACUAACCAACAGUCGCUGACCAAAUCGCUUGAUCGCAGUUAUAUUUUCAAUCGAUUUUCCUUUACUCCUCUGAAUGCUUGUGAGAGGUAGUCGAGUGGUAAUAAUGGUGACUUGUAGCGAUUCGAAUCUCGGACAGAGCACCCAACUACAAUUUCACAAUGCCAACUUCUUCUAUUUGCAGAGCCAGUUUACGUUUACAGUGUUCCAGAUGGAUCGGAUGUGGAUUUAGCCCAGAUUCCUUGCUCCAGCAUAUAUACCACGUUAUUUAGUAUACCCUUUGUCCGGGUUUUUGCAUUCAGAGGAUGUCGUUGUCGUGGCAUUUGUUAGACUAAGUCAAGUUCCAGUUCAAAUCGAAUCGCGUU